CUAUUGGCAGCGACGCAACAGUAUAGGAACGCGCUUGCUCGUAGUUGUUCCUGAAGAGGUUGCAGCUCUGGGCUUCAGCAAAUGUCCAACAAUAUGUCUCUGACAGACGCGUUCUUCGACCUCUAUGGUCCGCCGAAAAACAAUGGCAAUGGGCAACCGGAUAGCGCCCGCUCGCUAGGGCAGGCGGCACAAUAUGUACUUGGAGUCGACUUCCCAAGCGGGCCAUGGUCUCCCAGGUUUGGCCUGGCCACGCCCGGCGCUGGAUAUGGUAGCUCGGCAAGCGCGGAAAUUCUCAAUGCGCUUGGCAUGGUCGACAACAUGACGCCACGGCUCUUAACCGGAACACACGAGCCGUUCCCCAGCUCCUUCAGCAGUGAGCUGCAGCCGCAACACCAGCAGACCGAGCAGCCCCAACAGCAACAACCAGAGGAGCUUGCGCAGAUGCAGCACCACCACCAACGGCAACACCUGCUGCCGCAGCCGCCGCAGUUGCAGCUGCAGCCGCUGAACCUGCCGCCCCUCAACCUGCCGCCGCUGUCCUUCCAACUCAACCCCGGCGCCAACGCCACCGCAAACACUUUCGUCACGGACGUCACCCUCGGCAUCCACGUCAAGGCCGAGCCCCGUGUGUCAGUCUCCUCCGGGCCGCUGCCGGCCCCGCUCCAACAGCAGCUGCUGCUGCAGCAGCAGAGCUCUGACGUGCAGCAGCGGAUUCAGGCAGAGCCACCGCAGCAGCCUCAGCAGCAGGCCUCGGCGGAGGAGCCGGAGCCCGAGCAGCUGGACGACGAGGACGACGAGUCGGACUCGCAGGGGGCCACGACGGGCGGCCGGGGCGGGCGGCGGCGCAAGCCGGCGGCCAAGUCAGGGCGCGGCGCGGCCAAGGGCGGUGUUGGCAAGAAAGGACAGGCGGCGCCCAAGGCCCGUGCGGCGGCGGCGGUGGCCGCAGCGGCCGCCGCCGCGGUAGUGGAGGUGUCUCCCGGGCGUGUGCUGUACACCGGGACGGUUGGCAGCAGCGGCUUGAUGCAGACCGGCGAGGCGCUGCCUUGGUCCCUCAGCCUGCAGGCGCUCAACGCGCAGCUCGCAGCCUCCAGCCCGCCCGGCAGCACGGCCUGGCCCGCGGAGGCGGACUCCUAGGCGCUGGGCACCAUGCCGCGGCGCGGCUAGGCUUGAGAGCUGGCACCGCGGGCGCCACGGCACAGCGCUAGUGCCGCCCGAGGCCUGCAGGCCUGCAUGGCCGGUGCUAGGCGGGGACUGUGGGAGACCUGCGGCAAGGCCAGGCCCCGGGCCAGGCAGGAGUCUGGCCGAAAAAGGACGCAGGGCGGGGCGGGGCGGCCGCCCUGCAGCAUGCAUUUUACCGUGCAUUUUACAGCGCAUUGUAUUAUGCACUUUGCGUACGCGUGUGCUUAAGCCGCCAGACCGCGCUACACUACCCCCAGCCGAUGACAAGCACAAGGGGUGGCCGGUACGGCGCUAGACGCCCCGCACCACCGUGUCAGUAAGGCGGCCGGGGUCGCGCGGUGGGGCACCGGUAGGGCAUCCAAUUGGCUCCAUGCCAGGGUGGGCGGCUGCCGCUUGCGCCAAGGUUGUUGAUGCCGGAAGCGGCAUAUAGAGUGCUUUUCCCGCACAUUUGUGAUUUAGAUGUGAGUUGUCUUUUCUUGAAGCUAAAGACGCCGCGAGGGCGGAGGGGCGCGCGAUGCUUGAACUGUUAGUUGAGGGUAUUGUGGGCCACGGCGAGGGCCCUUGGCCACUGCAAGAAGAACAAGGCUCGCCGCUGCAAGAGCCGUAGCCGGGAUAUGCGCACGAGGUAGAGCUCAAACAACUAGAGGUGAUUAGCUGCAUGCUUGCAUGUUCUUAUAUAUCGCAUGAUACGCACAUACCGUAGCUAGGAGUUAGCCACAACAACAUGACCACCAUUGUGGAUGGCGCUGCAGCUCAGGUUGCUGCAGCUGUUUGAGCUUAUCAUGGGGGCGCGCGCCACCAAGGAUGGGUCGUCCCAACCAGCUUGGUGCUGUCGGGCGCCGUGUAGUAAAGCGGUAUGUCCUUUGGCGAUGUAUGCGUGGGGGAAUCGCACGGGGCAACGGGUGCUUCAUCGAUUUUCGUGCGGACUUCGCCGCAAAUGGGGCAAGCAUGCGGAACACAGCAAUACGCGGGUGGCAGGUAGUAGGCCAGGCGCAUCAGCAUGUACGUGGGGUAGUCCGAAACGUGGGCUUGAUUUCGCGAUGUCCAUCUGUAGCUAUGGGCUGGCUUGGGUUCACUGCGAUCAAGAAGGGAUGAUUGACCUUGUUGACGAGGCGGCUCUUACCUACCAUUGCGAUGACAGGCGUGCACGGGUGCCUGGGGCUUGGGUUCAUGCCGAAGAUCUGUUUCAAUCUGACGCGUUCGAUCUCGUUUCAAGCAAGUCCGGAUUCAUGCAAAGCAGUAAUGCUUGCUUGGUGACUGUCCGGGAUGUGCGUUGUUGUAAAGGCAGGCAAGUGGGUCGGGACACGGAUGGAGGGCAUGGCACAGAUCCACGCAUGCGCCGUACUCGGAUGAUGCGUUUUGCGCAGCCGUGGCGGGCCGUUCGCAGCUCGUGUGCGUUGUUAGUUGCGGUCACUGCUGGCUCCAGCAACAAUCUUGCAUGUAGGUAGCAUGAAGACAAGGCCUUGCAUCGGUGUGGAUGAGCUGGAUGUGGUUCAUUACGCGUGCAGACGGUCGCUUGUGAAGGGCAAUAAUUAAACGGAUUUAGAGUGCAGCAGGUAUACUGCCUAGAUACCCACUGCUGAGUUGCCGGCUAAGUCCGGGGUACCAGGAGCCGGCAAAAGCCCACAUGACGCUUUGGUAUGCGGCAAGUUACCGUGUAAACAUUACUCUGC
This is a messenger RNA of Chlamydomonas reinhardtii, 2852 nucleotides long. RefSeq lists its product as uncharacterized. The record is from RefSeq and is a predicted model, not a curated record. NCBI's taxonomy places the organism in Eukaryota, Viridiplantae, Chlorophyta, Chlorophyceae, Chlamydomonadales, Chlamydomonadaceae. The coding region runs from base 82 to 1134 and encodes 350 amino acids. The transcript is spliced from 6 exons.